Molecule: messenger RNA, 366 nt
Organism: Colletotrichum spaethianum
Lineage: Eukaryota; Fungi; Ascomycota; Sordariomycetes; Glomerellales; Glomerellaceae
Exons: 2
Coding region: 1-366 (121 amino acids)
Source: RefSeq, a predicted model, not a curated record
AUGUUCGGAACCCUUAUGCACGAGCCGGAAAGGCGACCGUUAAUGUAUUUGUCUCGAGAGGCCCGGCGCAAGAAGGGGUCAACCAGUCGUAAGACCGAAUCUUCUGCGCCAGACAGAGCCGAAAGUGGUAGCAAUGUUGCUGGGGAAGAGGGAGAACAGAGUUGUGGAGAAGAUGGUGCAUGGGAGUCGGCACCUGAGCGGGGGGACAACGACGCGCAACCGUCAACAGCACAAACGGAUAUGGUCAUUUUCGAGACCGACCUGGAGUUGGACUGCCGGGUAGACGUCCCUGGAAACUUUCUAUCACCGUACUACAUUGACGGCAGCAAUGCUACUAAGGAUAUGGUAUGGAAAGAGCUUGGAUGA